AUGGCGACUUUGAUCCCCACAGCUGGUACGGCGGCAGUGGAAAUUGGUCCAGCACUUGGCGUCCGCGUGGCUGGAGUGAUGCUGCAAGCAGGGCAGAACCACUCCAAGAACUUGUUGUGGUGGAGCCAGGGGGGUGAUCCAAAGAACCCAGGGCUUCUGUCAGAUGUUCCGUGGCAUCGCGACAGGGAUCACGGGGUGGAAGUUUUUGGAUGGAAAAAUGGUGGUUUUUGGGCCGGUUUUGCCCAGAUUUGGUGA
This is a messenger RNA of Cladocopium goreaui, 255 nucleotides long. NCBI's taxonomy places the organism in Eukaryota, Dinophyceae, Suessiales, Symbiodiniaceae. The record is from the annotation of a GenBank genome assembly.